GCCAAAAUAUUUCAUUUAGUGUCGCUAUCAAUGUUGACUUUAUUCUUCUAUUCAUUCCUGCUUUAAAACCUAGCCUCCAAAAUGCCUCCCAAGCGCAAACCUUCUUCCUCAACCCCCCCUAUUCUUCCCCCCUGCACUCAUCCCCACCUCCUCACCGCCUCGCAUCCCUUAUCCCAAUUUCCCCGUGUCUCUGCAUCGCGUCGCGCAGCUGCCACGACAGCGACCGCAAUACAUCGAACAGGGAUCACAGAUACGUAUCUUCAUGAUUUCGCAUCGGAUAUAGAGUUUGCAUCUACAUUUCCUGCCCCUUUGGGGCUGAAAGACGAUGCGUUGGAGAUUGACCCGCAAGAGCUUGGUCAAACUUUUAGGGGAUGGGAGAGAGGGAAACAUAGGAAUGCGGUGCCUAGAGUGGAGGAUGGGGGGAGGAGGAUAAUUUAUGUUUUGGGGCCGCCCGGGGUGGAUGGUGAGGAGAUAGAGAAAUUUAUGAGAGGAUGGGAGGAGUGUGAGGGUGAGGGUGAGCGCAGGGGGGGUAGAGCGGGAGGUAAAGGUGCUGAAAAAGAGAAACGGGAGAUGAAUGAUUGGAUGCUAGAUGUCAUUUCUUAUCUCCAAGCAUUCUACCACGGUCUCCCGGUUAAACAAAUGGAUUGGUCACUUCUACAAUUCACGCCAUGGGAAGAAAUGUCUCCACCCUCAACUUCUAAAUAUAAAUCAAAAUCAAAAUCCAAGCCAAAAUCCCGAGCCGCCUCCAAAAAUAAACCACCCACCUACAUAGGCCUCCGCACCUCAACUUCCAAAACAGGCAUCCGUUACCGUUCUACCCCAUCUUCCCCUUUCUCGCACCAACUAAAUCUCUCCGAUCUUCUCGAUCUCGCUAUCGAUAUCCUACCCUCCGAUGCAUACGCAUUACUAAUGCUCGUAAACCAUGAUUUGUACGAAGACGACGAUGAUGAAUUCGUGUGCGGGAGAGCGUACGGGGGAAGCAGAGUGGCCGUUGUGAGUACCGCACGCUACAAGCCCGAUUUAGAUACUAUGCAGGAAAUCGAACGCAUCCACGCUUGGCCGGGAAGUCACUGUAUUGAGUAUAUGAACGAAAUAUAUGGGAUCAAAAAGGGAAAACGAAAGAGAGAAGGAGAUGAAAAUAGAGAAGAAGAAUAUGCAAUUACAGGAAGUCCUUUAGUGCGCGCAGUCACUCGACAAAAUUUUCUUCCGCCAUUAUCUCCAUCUUCUACUCCUGCCGAAGAUGCGCUGAAAGGUCUGUUCCUCAGCCGUAUAUGUCGCACUGCGUCUCAUGAGCUCGGACAUUGUUUUGGAAUCGCACAUUGUACUUAUUAUGCUUGUUGUAUGCAGGGGAGUGCGUCGAUUCAGGAAGAUGCAAGACAACCUCCAUAUCUGUGUCCGGUGGAUUUGAAGAAAGUAGUUACAGCAACGGGGGUAGAUGUUAGAGAGAGGUAUGAGACGUUAUUGGGAUUCUGUGAGAGGCAUGGUAGUGCGCAUAUGUUUGUGGCCUUUGGAGAAUGGAUUCGAGGAAGGUUGGAACAGAUUGAGAAGGUGGAGAGGGGUGAGAUCUUGGACUCAUUGGGGUGAGGCUAUAAAAAUGCAUGCGGAUGAUAUAACUUCGUCUGCUUCUUCAUGUUUUAUCCUACAUCUAAUCAAUUUGUUUCAUUUCAAGUUCACA
Botrytis cinerea B05.10 is the source of this 1675-nucleotide messenger RNA. RefSeq lists its product as hypothetical. The coding region runs from base 82 to 1584 and encodes 500 amino acids. The record is from RefSeq and is a predicted model, not a curated record. Gene Ontology annotation, biological process: proteolysis. The transcript has a single exon. Gene Ontology annotation, molecular function: metallopeptidase activity. NCBI's taxonomy places the organism in Eukaryota, Fungi, Ascomycota, Leotiomycetes, Helotiales, Sclerotiniaceae.